AUGGUAUGGACCUCAGAAGAAACGCAGAUCGUGGUUGCGGCCGCGAUCUGUACUCUUCAGGUUCUCAUCCGCUCGUUUGUGCGUAUUGGGGGGACGUUGAAAUGGUUCCCUACUAUGCAGCAGCAGAGGUGGCAUGCCGAUGAUAGCUGGAUGGCUGCCUCUCUCUUCCCCUUGCUACUCCGGACCGUCUGCAUGUGCUGGAACUUUUCCCUAGAGAAGCCGCUCUCACAGAAAGAUGAGGAGCUGUUUCAAAAGCUUGUCAUGGCGGCUCGUUUAACUUAUGCAAUGUUAGCUAUUCAGAUUCUCCGUUCAUUCAUUUUUUUGACAUUCAUCAUCAUCGUCCUUGCGACCUUACUUGAAUGCCGGCCCAUAUACGUAUCUGUGUCGAAAGGGAACCGUGAAUCUCCUCUGCAUGGCAUCUUUGAACAUAAUAACCGACCUCGCUCUCAUUUUAUUUCCCAUACCACUCCUCUGGAGGAUGAGUGCUCUCAAAUUUCAGACUCAUUCCGUCUCCCAGGAGUCCCGAACUUUGCCAACGCAGCAUUCUACUAUGCCUUGUGGAAAGAAAGUCAACAUCUUGUCCGCCGCUGUACCCGCCCAGCAGACCAACUACCCUCGCAGCUCCAGUCUCCAGAAACCUCGUCUAGGGAGCCAGGAACUCCUCAAAUAUGGGUUUCGAGGACUAGCGAAUCUACAAUGGAUUGUAGAGACAGUUUCGACAUCGCGGAAUACCACCUACAACUAGCUAUACCUAGCACCUCCUUUUUCUCCCAGUUGGAUAAGUUGGAGGCGGGAGAGCAGGAAGUGGACAUGGGAUAA
Messenger RNA from Trichophyton benhamiae CBS 112371, 819 nucleotides. RefSeq lists its product as uncharacterized. Lineage: Eukaryota; Fungi; Ascomycota; Eurotiomycetes; Onygenales; Arthrodermataceae. The record is from RefSeq and is a predicted model, not a curated record. The transcript is spliced from 5 exons. Bases 1 to 819 code for a protein of 272 amino acids.